Molecule: messenger RNA, 2574 nt
Organism: Myripristis murdjan (pinecone soldierfish)
Lineage: Eukaryota; Metazoa; Chordata; Actinopteri; Holocentriformes; Holocentridae
Gene: oclnb
Product: occludin b
Exons: 9
Coding region: 105-1538 (477 amino acids)
Biological process (GO): bicellular tight junction assembly
Cellular component (GO): cytoplasmic vesicle; bicellular tight junction; apical plasma membrane
Source: RefSeq, a predicted model, not a curated record
UUCAUCUCGUCAGUAUCGCUCCAGUCCUCAGCAGGAGCAGGCGACACAUCCGACAGGCCUAACAGAUUGAACUGAAUAGUGGUGACCCCCAGCUGCACCCCAGGAUGCCAUCCCACAAACACAGCCCCCCUCCCUACCAACCGGGCAGCAAACACCAUGGCAGCAGACAUAAGCACAGCGAACGCAUCUCCAACCCAGCCUUCUCCUACUACCCUGCGGAGGAGCUGCUCCAUUUCUACCGCUGGACCUCACCUCCGGGUGUGAUGAAGAUCAUGUGUAUCAUCAUCAUCAUCAUGUGUGUGGCAAUUUUUGCCUGUGUAGCCUCCACGCUGGCCUGGGACUAUGAUAUGAGCAUGAUGGGAAUGGGUGGUGCAAUGAUACCGGGCUCGUAUGGCAGCUCUUACGGCGGAGCGUAUGGUGGCUCAUAUGGUGGCACGUAUGGUGGCUCCAGUUCCAUGGGCGGUAGUGGUGGCUAUGGGUACGGAUAUGGAGGCCAGUACAUGGAUCCCAAAGCCGGCAAAGGCUUCAUUAUUGCCAUUGCUGGCAUUACCUUCAUUGCUGUUCUUAUCAUCUUCAUUUUGGUCAUAUCAAGGCAAAGCACAGCCCGCUCCCCACAGUUCUACCUGGCAGCCAUCAUUAUAUGCGCUAUCCUGGCGUUUUUGAUGAUCAUUGCCACCAUUGUGUAUCUGGUGGCAGUAAAUCCAACUGCCCAGUCCUCAGGGUCAAUCUACUACAACCAGAUCCGCCAGCUGUGUGCCUCGUACCAGAACCAGAACCAGGCCCAGGGCCUUUUCAUCAACCAGUACAUGUACCACUACUGUGUGGUAGAGCCCCAGGAGGCCAUCGCAAUCGUCCUGGGCUUCCUCGUGUUUGUAGGCCUCAUCAUCCUGCUGGUGUUCGCAGUCAAGACUCGAUCCAAGAUCAGGCGCUGGGGCCGAGAUCGCAUCCUCUGGGAGGAAGUGAAGGUCAUCAGUGAUGGUCUACCUAACAGCAUUGGGGAAUGGGUCAACAAUGUGUCUGGUGAGCCAGAAGCCCUGGUGAAUGACUACAAUGACAGAGUGGGGGGAUCCAGAGACUAUCUGGACAGGCUGGACUACAACAAGCCCAUUUACCUGCCUGGAGACUCUGACAUCACCAGCUCUCUGGGAGGCCUGAAGAACAAGCUGAAGGACUAUGACACUGGAAUUGAAUCUGGAGAUGAACUGGAGGAGGUGGACUUCAACGUUGAGUUUCCUCCCAUCAUGGACGAGCAGGAGCGUCUGUCUUACAAGAGGGAGUUUGACAGAGACCAUCAAGAGUACAAGAGCCUGCAGGCCGAGCUUGAUGACAUUCAGCAGGGCGUGGCCUACGUGGAAAGAGAGCUGGACCGCCACCCAGAGGGCAGCCCGCAGUACUUGGAUGCCAUGGAUGAAUACACCAAACUGAAGAACCUCAAAAAGUCGUCAGAUUACCAGAUCAAGAAGAAGCGAUGCAAAUAUCUCAGGUCCAAGCUGUCCCAUAUCAAGAGGAAAGUCAGCGAAUAUGACCGCCGACCGUGAAGCUGGACCGCCAGCCUGUCCCACCUGCAGGGAGCGGACACACUCUGCCCGUCUGGAUCCACUGAUCUAUAGGAGAUUAUAUAAUAUAAACCUGAGGCCUUUAUUUUAUUGGUUUAUCAGCCCAAUGUUGCUUAAUCUGACAUUUCCUGCAGAAAGAAAGGAGGUUUCCUUUUUUUUUUUUACUAUAUAGUUCUCUUAAAUUCUUUAAAGAUCAAAUGAAGUGUAUUUUAUCUCCUUUCUCUCCUGAAGUCAGAAGGUGAGAAUGAUGUGAAUGUCACAAUGUUAGUUUUGCAGUAAUGGUGACUUUUCUGGAGCACGUGUUGUACAUCUUUUACUGAUUUUUGUUUGUUUGUUUUUUAUUUUAUUUUUUUAUGCCGUUUUUCAAAUGAAAAAGCAGUCAAUGCUAUUGGACUCACCAGACACAAAGCUAUUGGUGAAGACUAAAAAAAUAUCAGAACUCUUGUGUUGUCAGUUUUGUUGUGCUGGUGUGUAGAGUUGCACUCUUCAGCUUUUAGAAACUGAAGCUCCUUCACUGUGUCUGUGCCAUUGUGAGCCUUCUUCGUACUACAAUGUGGCCACUCUGAAAUGUCUUGUUUUAAUGAAUGGCAUUUUACUGUCCCUCCACUAUUUAAAAGUGGUAAGUUCUUCCCAGACCUGUCUGUUUAUAUAUCACUGGGUUUUUGUUCCACAGAUUUCUAUUUUUUACAAAUGCUGAUACAAUCCUGCCUCUUGUACAGUAGACCUUUUCCACAGCAGUCACUUUGACAUGAGUGGCAGAGCACACACAGGUGUUCAUGCUGACAGGCUCAGCUACACUUUAAUUCAACCUUAGGUAAUGGCAUUAGUGACACCUGUGCUUGUCCUGUUAUCACGUCAGAAUGGCUGUGGUGAUAAAGGUCCUUUCAUUUCCUGAAAUUUCUUAAGCGUAUUUUUAUUAAGAUGUAAUGACACUGUACAGGUUAAACCCACUUAUAUAUGAUAUGCCUUACAGCAAGCAGGCAAGUAAACUGGUAAUAAAAUGUACAAUCAUUAUUUA